CGCGGCGCCGGCGCGGUGGCCCGCAAACCUCCGCUCAGGCUCCGGUGCCGGUGGUGCUUCCCGGCAGAGCCAUGGCAGCUUUCCGCUUGGCCCUCAUCCAGCUUCACGUUUCUUCCGUCAAAUCAGAUAACCUCGCUCGAGCCUGUGGCCUUAUCUGGGAGGCGGCAAAGCAGGGAGCCAAGAUAGUUUCUCUGCCAGAAUGCUUUAAUUCUCCAUAUGGCACGAAAUAUUUUCCUGAAUAUGCAGAGAAAAUUCCUGGUGACUCCACACAGAAGCUUUCUGAAGUAGCAAAGGAGUGUGGCAUAUAUGUCAUUGGAGGUUCCAUUCCUGAAGAGGAUGCUGGGAAAUUAUAUAAUACCUGUGCCGUGUUUGGGCCUGAUGGAACUUUACUGGUAAAGCACAGAAAGCUCCAUCUGUUUGACAUUGAUGUUCCUGGGAAAAUCACAUUUCAAGAAUCUAAAACAUUGAGUCCUGGUGAUAGUUUCUCCACAUUUGAUACUCCUUACUGCAGAGUGGGCCUGGGCAUCUGCUACGACAUCCGCUUUGCAGAGCUGGCACAAAUCUAUGCACAGAGAGGCUGCCAGCUGUUGGUAUAUCCUGCAGCUUUUAAUUUGACCACCGGACCAGCCCACUGGGAGUUGCUUCAGCGAGGCCGUGCUGUUGAUAAUCAGGUGUACGUGGCCACGGCAUCUCCCGCCCGGGAUGACAAAGCCUCCUAUGUUGCCUGGGGACACAGCACCGUUGUGAGUCCUUGGGGGGAGGUCCUCGUCAAAGCUGGCACUGAAGAAAUGAUCGUGUAUUCAGACAUAGACCUGAAGAAGUUGGCUGAAAUACGCCAGCAAAUCCCCAUUUUUAGCCAGAAGCGAUCAGACCUCUAUGCAGUGGAGGCGAAAAAGCCCUAAUGUUUAUGUUUCCAACGUGUCAUGAAACAGGAAGAUAUGUUUCUACAACAUAAUCAACUCCCUUCUGAAUUCUUUAAUGGAGAUUCUUUUUUUUUUUUUUUUUUUAACUUCAGCCUUUUCCCUUCCUGGAUAGGAAGCUCUCUGUUGAGAUGGUGGAGCACCAACUGAUGCUGGUAUUCUCCACACCGUAUUAAAUAGUCAAAAAGGACUCAGGCUGGUGGAGACGAGCAGAAGGCAAGGGGAUGGCUGUAAGUUUUCCAUGUUCAAGUUGUCUCAAAGCAGUUAGUAAAAGUAUCAGAUCUUGGUA
Molecule: messenger RNA, 1209 nt
Organism: Balaenoptera ricei (Rice's whale)
Lineage: Eukaryota; Metazoa; Chordata; Mammalia; Artiodactyla; Balaenopteridae
Gene: NIT2
Product: nitrilase family member 2
Exons: 10
Coding region: 72-902 (276 amino acids)
Biological process (GO): L-glutamine metabolic process; oxaloacetate metabolic process
Cellular component (GO): mitochondrion
Molecular function (GO): omega-amidase activity
Source: RefSeq, a predicted model, not a curated record